GCGAGUAGUCACUCAUUAGUCUAGACAGCAGAGGUGGAGUGGACAGCUCAGCUGCAAGACACUGUCUGACUCCUGUGAGCAAACAAUGGCCAAAUUUGAAGACAACAGGGACUGUCAGAGGGACCAAACUGGACAAAUGGUGUUCAUAUCAAACCCACUGAUGGCAGACACAGAAUCCGAUUGGUCUCCUAUUCACGAUGCUGCCUACAAUGGAAGGCUGCUGUCUUUGAGGAACACUAUUCAGCAGGGAGUGAGUGUGAACUCCGUCACACUUGACCAGGUUUCUCCCCUGCUGUUGGCAUGUCUGCAGGGGCAUGUUGCCUGUGCCAAAACACUGCUGGAGCAUGGGGCGAAUGUGAACAUUCCAUCUGUGGACGGGGCCACGCCCCUCUCAGAGGCCUGCACCAAUGGGAGAGCAGACUGUGUCAGGUUGCUGCUGCAGCACGGAGCCUCAGUGCGGCCCGGAAGCAUCUCGUCCUCCUCCCCAAUCCACCAGGCUGCCGCCAAAGGUCACACAGAGUGCGUUGAGGUUUUGCUAGAGCAUGGCGUGGAUAUUGACCUGAACACAGGCCAGUCUGGCUCGCCUUUGCACACGGCGUGUGCCAAUCAGCACCUUGGCACUGUGAGGAGACUUCUACAACUAGGUGCCAGUGUUAACAGCAGUAGGAACGGAGAAGCUCCACUGCACAUCGCAUCUCAGCUGUCGAACCCGGAGCUGGUCAAGGCCCUGCUGGACCAUGGCGCUGACCAUAAGGCCAAGAACAAAGCAGGCAAGCAGCCAGUGGACAUGGCGCCCGAUAACAGCCCUGUUCGGAAACUGCUGGCAGACUACCAGGGCCGCUGCUAAGGUUUUGGAGGCCCUAAGCAUAACUGGUCAUAACAGGCCCCCCUCAUAAUUAGCUGUACCAUUUCAGGGAAUGUAGGAUGGUGUUUAUAUCAGGCACAACAGUUAGUUUGACAGAAUUGAGUAAUGGAAUAGGCCUACACAUUUAUUCUAAGAAAAAUGAUUGGGCCUUUAGAUAAGUAAUAAAUACAUGUUUUUUUGUAAUGUAAUUUAAUAUUUUAUGACGUUUUUCACUCAAUCUCAUUUUAGGAGGCCCCAAUUUUGGGGGCAAAGUGGGUGAGGUCCUAAGUAUACUCUGCUUACUCUAGCGGCGGUG
Molecule: messenger RNA, 1160 nt
Organism: Engraulis encrasicolus (European anchovy)
Lineage: Eukaryota; Metazoa; Chordata; Actinopteri; Clupeiformes; Engraulidae
Product: ankyrin repeat and SOCS box protein 9-like
Exons: 6
Coding region: 86-847 (253 amino acids)
Biological process (GO): positive regulation of protein catabolic process; protein ubiquitination
Molecular function (GO): protein binding
Source: RefSeq, a predicted model, not a curated record